Brassica napus (rape) is the source of this 2798-nucleotide messenger RNA. RefSeq lists its product as uncharacterized. Lineage: Eukaryota; Viridiplantae; Streptophyta; Magnoliopsida; Brassicales; Brassicaceae. The transcript has a single exon. The record is from RefSeq and is a predicted model, not a curated record. The annotation marks the transcript as partial.
ACUUUACCAUUUUUUAAUUAGAGAAGUAGACUCCUUGAAGAUUAGGAACAAACUUUGAAGUCUAUGAGUUUCCCAUCCUUAUAAUCGCUAUCUUAAAAUAUGAACUGAAAUGAAUGAAUAAAACAGACAAAAAACAUUUUUUUUUGUCACAGAGACAAAAAAACAUUUCUAAAAUUAAAAAUAUCUCACCAGUUUACAAUUGUCUUUGGUUAUGAUCGGGGCCAACCAUUGGUACACACGUUCUUGAUUUGGACCACAAUAUAGUGGUAUACACAUUGAGAUCAAAGAGGGAUUCAGAGAAUUGCAGAAUGAAAUUUCAAAAUGCAACUAAGAGCAUUUCAAGAAUAAAAUAACUAAGUUUACAAAAAAAAAAGAAUAAAAUAACUCAAUUUAGAAAGUCAACCGAUCCAAUACAACAUGAAGAAAAGUAGUUAGAAAUAACGAGGAAAUUUACAUGACGGGAGCCAAAUUCAAACUAUUUUGCGUACAAGCUACUGGAAAAUUAAAUGCAUUGGAUACGGCUUAUAAUUUGGAUAUAAAGCAAAUGAAAAUGUGAUUGAUUAAACUACUUUUCCCUAUUUGUGCUAGUGGAAAGGGUGCACCCACUAGGACACUACCUUAGUGAGAGCAUAUCAUAAACAAAACUCUAGUAUUUUUUAAAAUAAAAUAUUAAUAUUUUAUAUAAUGUAAUCAUGUAAUUAUUUUAAAUUAUGAACAUACCAAAGUACCAAACCAGUAAGAUGACAAGUGUGCACAAAGUUCCUGAAGAAUUUUGUAAAAAUUUCUUCUUCAUGAAUUGGUUUUUCAUGUUUUUUUCUUAUAUUUUAUAAUAGUUAAAAAAAGAUAUGAGAUACCAUGAAUGCUUAACAACAUUAUAGAGAAUAAUUAUAGUGAUGGGCUGACAGAAAUAUAUAUUUAUUUAAAAACAAUAAAAAAUACUAAAUGUCCAAUCGAAUAGACCGACAUCAUAUGACUUAUAUUAUUUGAAUAAUUGAAGUAAGAUAUUUUGUUAUGUUAAUAAUAUGUGUGGAUGCAGUUGCAGCCAAAAAUGACAAAGAUAUUUGGUUUAUAUGCUGAAGAGAAAAUUUAGUGAUGCUUUUAUUAACCAAAGGCACUUUAUCACUUUACUACGGCUUCAAGCGAUCGCGUAGAGAGUAAUACGCUUUCUCACUUUCGCCAGUAUUCAAUUAUACAACAAAAAGAUUAUACAUUUGGUUUCGUUUAUACGGGUUAUAUCGCACGUGUAGAUUCAGUAGGAACAUGUUGGACACAAACUGAAGUGUGUUUAUCUGCAAAAAAAAUUGACCUCAUUACGUUUAAAUCUUUAUUUACCAAAACGACUCUCUACAUCUUCUCUUGGUUGUUCUCAACCUCACCCACCGCCACAUAUUGCUUCCCGUAACCAUUAUUCCAUUGAGGCUAAGCCCUUCACUUUCCUGCACAAUCUCAAAUUGUACCAUAUGAUUCAGCUCUUAAUUCAUCGCAUAUAUUCAAGAUUAGGCUGCUUAAGUUUAGUACCAUUGAACAACACUCAUGGAUCUUUAUUUAUACUCCUCCUGUUCAGUAACAGCAAAGCCUCUCUAUGAAUUAGCAACUUCACUUCCUUGCCAACAAAGCAACCAUCAGCCACGUCAGCUCUAAUAUUCGGUAUCUAUCAGUGAGAUUAACAUCUUGUCAUCUGGCCAUCUCAGGAAACUACAGAAACAAAAGGUCUUCAAUCGAACAAUCACUUAAAUUGAGCCAGUUAUUAGGAGAAAGGUGUUCAAAUGGAUUGUCUGGAGCAGGUUCAUCAAGAGAAUGCUUUCUGUUUGUAUACUAAAAGGAAAACACUUAUCCGUGCUAGAUAAUGCAGGGAAGAACAUAAACUACUGGUAGUGGACCGACUAAAGUACAGUGCAUGGCGAUGGGAGGACAAAACUGAUAGGAUUGUCAAAGAUACGUAUAGAGGAAACCAACCACCAGGUUUUCUAACGAUACUAGCCGCAUUAUUAUUCUCUUAAACCAUGUAUCCAUGUUGGAGCCUCGAAAACUAUAAGUACAUGUAAUCAAGAUCGCACUUCUGCUCGGUUUCCUUUCCUUCUCUUCACCAUCAGAACUGCUCUUAUUUAAAAGGUUUAUCCCUCUCGCUCUUUCCUUUUCUUCUAACGCUUCUUUUCGUCUCUUUGAUGAUUUUCUCCUUGACAGACAGUAACAAGUUUGCUGCAUUUCUAUGCCUCAAUUUUUUCUCAUCUCUUAGCUUUCUCCGUUCUUCCACUAGUCUUCCAACUUCUUCUCUUUGUUUUCUCUCUUCCUCUCCUCUGCAAGCUCCUUCUCUAGCCUAGCUUGUCUUUUCUACGUUCUUUUUCUACCCUGUCUCAUGAUAUUUUGUAAAUAGAGUAGAUUUUGCUACUGAAUCACUCAACUAAAUGACAUGAUAUUUAUUUUGUUUUGGUAUAUAGCAUUUUAUUAUUUGGAGUUGCUUGAACUCAUUAUUAAUCAAGCAAUCUGUAGCUAGAGAGUUGCAUGAUUAACCACAUAGUCUGUUUUUCUAUAUGCUGAUGGAGUCUUGCAUGAUUAAUCAAGUAGGGUUUUUUUUCUAGGAAAUGUACAACAACUGAAACAAUAUUUCACAAACACAAUACCCAGAAGAGAACAUAUCAAUAUGUUCAAGUACAAUUAUAAACAUUAAUUAGAAUGACUGAAACAACCAGAAGAAGAUGAAAAAUAGUGAAAGCAAAAGAAAGGACCCGAGGCCAAAGCUGUCUGAGUCAGUGGAAGUCGCAGAGGUAGGUGAUGGUAUAAUGAGAAGGGAAGGGAUC